Scedosporium apiospermum is the source of this 1455-nucleotide messenger RNA. RefSeq lists its product as uncharacterized. Lineage: Eukaryota; Fungi; Ascomycota; Sordariomycetes; Microascales; Microascaceae. The transcript is spliced from 2 exons. The record is from RefSeq and is a predicted model, not a curated record. Bases 1 to 1455 code for a protein of 484 amino acids.
AUGGCCUCAGACAUCCGAACGCUUCCGAGCGUGCACGGAGACGCGAGUGUGGCUACACGCUUCCCCUCUCCCUGUAUGCCCAAGAAUCCGGGCGGCCUCGUCGGCCUACCGGGCGAACUUUUACUAGCUAUCGUAUCCAUGGCGCUGCCAUCAAACCAGGGAACGUCCUCAUUUACCGCCGACGAUUACAAGCAGUUCGCCGUCGCCGCCCAGACGUGCCGACGCAUGAACCGCCUAGUCGUACCAUUCAUGUAUUCAAGGCUGUCUCUGCGGGUUGGAGUGUCCCGUCAUCCUCUGGAUGAGUCGUCUAGCCUCGAUGGCACAGGCGCUCUUCGGAAGCUGGGGCGAAGUUUCAAAGAGAAUCCUCAUCUUCGGGAACAUUGCUUUCAGCUUGCGAUAUCAGUGGAAGCCCGUCGUCGCUUGCCCAGCGUUGAUCCAGAGCAAAACAACCUAGGCCGACCGUUCCCUGCAUCUACCCUUCACGAGAACGACGCUAACGACAUCGAAGCAACCCUCGAAAUUAUUCCUCUUCUCGCGAGGGUUAGGACCUUAUUGUUGUAUGGCUACCUAGAUGACUACCGGGAGAUAUGGGGAGUCCUUCGAGUAGCUGUGGCUCAAAAACCCAGCCUGAGGACCGUCAUGUGUUACCAUUUUGGACGAAAGACGGAGCCUGCACGAGGCCCCAUACGCGAAUUAUUUUCCAGUGCUCCUAACCUAGGAUACCUAGGCCUGCAUCGGAUAGAAGAAAGUGAGGAAUCUGUUGGGUAUACGGGGGAUACCCCUCACGAGAAGCCGCUCACCUCUUCCCAAAGUCUGAGUGUAGAAGAUCGGGCGGCAGAACUUGAAGUCGUACGCCGCCUGCUUUCCUGGCCCGCGCAAAUAGGGUAUUUAACCCUUAAGCCCAAUACCGACGAUGCCUCGCCCCAGCUCCCAUUUGGGCUAGGGGGGUUGAUGCCCAUCUUGACAAGACACAAGACGCACUUGCGGAGACUUCACAUUGGGAAGACCUCCCUAGAGGGCCUUGGAGGUUUCGACCUGACGGGGCUCGAGAAUCUCGAAGUACUGAACCUAUCCCGCUGGGCCACGGGCAACAGGGCGGAAACCCAUGCUGGGCUCUUGGCGCCUCGCCUCCGGAUUUUCACGUGGACCUUUACGUCUGAUGACAUUUCCCGCGAGCUCAACGCUCCCGACAUCUUUCAAGAGGCCGAAGAAGCGUGGAUCAAGGGUUUCAUCAACCAUGCGACCUCUCGCGGGGUGCCGCUGAAGGAAGUGAGACUGGCCUACCACCCCAGAAUCGAAACCCGCGAGGACCUGGAAGCGCAUGCUGUCUGGGAUCGUAUCGCCGUCCUCGCCCAGGAUUUUAAGGACUCUGGCGUCUGUGUGACGUGUAAGCCGUCAAAAGAAGAUGUCGUAAAGGCUUUUCUACGCUCGGAGAAGGUGGGGACUAAAUCAUGA